GAAAUGCUUUGCGGACUAGACCAGUAUUGAACAUUCAUUAAUAGUUACUAUUCCAUACAAACUAGUACUUGAAAAAAGUUAAUUUCGAACCCGGCAUGAUAUACACGAAAGUUCAAGAAUGAAAUUGUAGUGACCAGCUGUGUAAAAUCUAAAAAUAAACAUUUUUGCAUUACAUGUAAUAAAACGAAAGUAGGACCAAUGAAUUGCACGAACUUCCAUGUCGUUUUGUCCCUGUAAUUAAUUAUAACUAAGAUUAUUACGUUGUCCAAGAAGGGAUCGACAUGUUUUCGGUCCAGUGUGUUUAUCUAUGGACAAGAUUACAAAAAAAAAAAAAAAUACAGCUUGAAGACUGUGUUUAGAUAUGCUCAUACAAGAUCUGGCCAUGGCAAGAGCGGAUUAAAUUUUUGACGAUGAAUCAGUUACGACGUAUAUCGGAGGCUGUUUAUGAAGGAAUGUGCUUCACCACCGGCACACCCAAUGAAGUUGCCAUCAGGCGGGAUGUGGAGGAGAUCCAUGACCUGGUCCUGGAACCUCUACAGAAAUGGCGACAGAUUCGAACAAUAAAGAGUGGAAGUUACAAGGAGGGAUUCCGAUUCAGAGGGUCAGAUAUCGACCAAAUGUUCUGGGUGACCACUCACCGUUUGAUAUGGAGUCUAGACGAGGCUCACGACUUCAACAGUUCUACUGAUACAUUUGUUCUUUUGGACUGGGAUUCUCAACGUCCAGGACUUGUUUUUUUGCAACUUCUCACUCCCACACAAGACAGUUAUGUUAGUAAAUCAAUAUUCAAGAUGGAUGACAACUUGUAUGUAUCUAGUUUGCUAUACAGAGAAAACACUUUACAAUGGGUCAGACCAAACACGACGGUUCAUGGACCGUGUGCAAAUGAAAAGGACGGUGAUGUGGAAUGGGACCGUGUUCAUUGCUUUGCUUGUAAACACUGGCCUCCCUUUGCCUUUCCUUUUAUAGAAAGAUGUCUAAGAAGUGGCUGGCCACGCCAAGAUUUCCUGAGCAAAGCUGUAGACACAGGAAUCCAGGUAGUACCGAUCGGACUGAAAGGAUCAGCGAUAGAAGACUACGAAUGGAGGCUCUCUUUUUGUACCGCAGAACAGACACUCGUUCGGGCUUUAAAUCACACCCAAUUCAUGUGCUUUGGCUUGUUGAAGUUGCUGAUUAAGGAAAUUGUAAGUUCUGUAGAUGAAAAUAACGAUCCACUGCUUUGUUCUUUUUUCGUGAAAACAGUUUUGUUUUGGACGAUUCAGUACAAAACAAGUUUGCGUUGGACACCGGCAGACUUGCUCGUGUGUUUCUGGAAUUGCAUGAAGUAUCUGUUACACUGUGUGUACCGCGGGUAUCUGCCGAAUUUCUUUCUACCAGAAAACAAUUUGUUCAUUACAAAGGUACGUGGUCGAUCGCAGCAAGAACUGUUCGACAAUCUGUAUAAAUUGUAUAGAAUGGGAUUCCCGUGCCUCUUUUACAGCAAAACGCUAAGAGCCUAUUUGGAGCGAGCAUUUUUCAAUUUAAAGUACAUUCCGAGCACAGAUGAGGAAGACUUUGUAUCGGAAGUAGAUGAGGACAAGGAGCUUUUUUACGAAAUUGGAACUCACGACGCAUUCAACACAUACUGUUCAGACAUUGAUGAGAGUAUAAUUCUAUUGAAUGGGAUCUGUAGUCUGGAUGUGUCAAUAUUAACACCAUAUCAGUAUGUUGCUCUAGAGAAAUUUGCAUCAUCGAUUCUCAGAUAUUUAGCAUAUCAUCUACAUGAUAUGAGUUUCUCCCACAACAAAGAAAGAUAUAUGAUAGAGAGGUUGUGUGAAAAGUUACUAAUACAAGUGGCGAAAUUGGGAUGGGUCUCUGACAUACUUUAUGUCCCGAUGUAUUUAUACACGAACGACAGAAGGAGGAAAGCGGCACAUUAUUUAGAAUUAGCCAAACUGAAUCUAUCGAAGUCCUAUGUUAUGUAUAGAAGUGAAUUCGACAGAGAAAGUUACUUGAUGGAAUUUUUUGGACAACCGCUCAGUGUUAAAAGAGGAAUGGCUGCUGCCAGAGAUACCAGAGUAGAAAGGGUUGUGAUGAGAGAGCUCGAGCUGGAAGAAAAGACAAGCCGACGAUUUUGUUUAUACGUACAUCCUAAAGUCAUGCUGAACAUGUUGCUUGUGUUGUGUCACCGUGACAAUCAAGUCAAGCAACAAGAAGCCCUUCACGAUUUGCUUGACUUCCUGUACGAUGAUGAAUCUCGUAUUCCUCCAGAACUGAAAGAAAUAUCUUGGGAAAUACUCGGCAUUUGUCAACAAAUUUGUGGUGACUAUUCCGAAGCAUUGAAGUCAUAUCGAAAGUCUCUCACCAGCGAAUUUUUAUUCCAUGACUUUGGGGAAGCGACGCGCUCUCGAAUAAAAGAGAUAAAGGAAGCCAUAAAGAAAUGACCAAAGGUGAUAUUGUUUACUAUGAAUAGACAUGGGUGAUAUCAUCCAUAGACAUCGGCGAUAUCAUUCAUGGACAUCGGCAAUAUCAUCCAUAGACAUCGGCGAUAUCAUCCAAAGACAUCGGCGAUAUCAUCCGUGGACAUGUACAUCAUAUUAAAUUUACAUGCAGGAGGACGAGAUUCAUUGACAUAAUGAAUCUCGUAUUUUGUUGUCAAAUACUGUUCUCCUAUCAUAUUCCAUAAUUGCCACAAAGAAAAUUCAGAAUUUCUUUUCAUGCUCCACUUUAUAUAUAUCUUACAUUUUAUCAAAACAGAGCUGAUAUAUUUUCCAACAUAUACAGGACUUAGGAGUACAAGGAAACAAUAUAUCUAAUCCCACUCUGCUUUCCUGUGUAUAACAGCUGUUUUUAUCGACUUGUGUACAAAAAUAAGUAAAAGGAGAACACUUCAUGUAGACUCCAAGAGAUAGUAUGUGCGUUAGAGACUUUUACCUCAAAAUAGAUAGGUCUUAGACUAGGGAUUCCCCUUUUUGUGAUGCAGAUUUUUCAGGUUAAAUUUCUCUGCUAAAUUUGAAACAGUAUUGUAUAUUUCGUGACCAACAAGUUUAAGGAAGUGACAACAUUAAAGAAGUCGAAAUAAACGCAAAGUCACCUGGUCUUUGAUUCCGUUAAAGAUGCUGCAGAGAAAAACAAGAAGACAAAACACACGUACAUUCAACAAGAAAGUCACAAAACAAUGUUUUCCAACACAGAAAGCAAUAUUGAAACUGAAAUUAAAUCCACGAAUCUGCAAAAAUUCAGUCAUCGAUUUGCAAACACGCUCAAAGCAAGACAAUAUCGUGUUUUCUGGGGUGUUGCUAAAACGCAGAACGGAAAUUUAAGAAAUAGAUAGAUAGAUUGAUUGAUUGUUUUUACGUCCCGUCGAGAAUUUUUCACUCAUACUGAGACGUUACCAGCUGUAGGUGAAGUACCACAAAUUUAGACAUAUGCUUAGCGCUCAUGGCCGUAGCAAUGAGAGUUCUUCAUCAUACCAGCGCCUACCGCGAUACGGGAUCUUCGUUUUUAUGGUCAUAUCCGAAAGACCCAUGAUUCUUAUUUCUGGUUAAGAAGCGAACGAAUAGAAUUAGCAUUUAGAUAACACCAAAAUUCGGACAAAUAUGCCAAAUAUACUAACAUUUGUGGGAAUAACUUCUUAAUCUGAAGGUUCAUCAAUUGUCACUACUAUACUGAUAUCUUGCAAAGUUUUAAACUAGAUAAAUCGCCGACAAACUCACCCGCUAUCAGACUUUCAUUCUGCAUAACUGCAUCUUCGGUAUCGAUCGCGUCCGAUUUAAUGAUCUCGCGUUUACAGGGGUUAGUAAUAACGAGAUAAAAAGUCGUAAUUUAAUAGACUUAGGAUGAAUUCCUAUAAUUUUCAAUGGAUGCGUUGAGAUGCAGCAACUAGGUACGGGGCGCCAAUUGGGACAUCAUCUUUUUGGAAUAAAAAUCAAUGUAGCAUACACAAAAUUGAAUUCUGUCACAACAAAAUCAUUUUUUCUUACAAUUUUUUUUAGACAUACUUGCUUUAUGAUAACUUCGUUUUUUGUAAUGACAAAAAUAAACUUUUUCAUACAAAAUUUUCUUUCAGUGGACAAAAAUCAUUUUUGUCUUGACAAAAGACAAAAUUCCUUUUUGUAGGCAACAUUAAUUUUUGGCCUGACUAAAAAAAUGAUUUCGAGACGCCGAAUAAGACUCUAGUGUUGAUGUCAUUUAAAAUCCAUUUUUGUGUGGACAAAUUUGUGUUUUGUUAUUGAAAAUGGAACACAAAAUUCAAUUUUAUAUUACUGUGAUAGUAUAAAUAUGAAUUUCUAUAUGUAUUUAUUCGUUUUGAUAUUUUUCAUUGAUCGUUUUGCUAAAUACAAUCUUAAAAUUCACUUUACUGUAAGUUCAAUUGCGCAUCUGGAUUGAGUUGGCUGAAUAAAGUUUUAUUCUGUUAUUUCAUUGGUUCUUUGAUUUCAUUGGUCAUUUCAUAUUUCUUUAUCCAAUAAUAGUAUUUCAGUAUAUGUAUAAAUCUACCACGCUUACCUAUGUAGUUAGAGCAGUAAUACGUUUUGAAGAGUUACAACCAACUGAUAUCUUCGCAUCUUAUGGUAUGUUAUUUCUAUAUUAAAGUAUGUUUCAUUUCCAUACGAAGAGCGAUAUACGUAAUUAUUUUGAUUGCAAGUUCUUUACUUUAUUGUAAUUUUGCUUUCAAAGUCGUAAUGAUUAUAUGCGUCUGUAAGAUCUUAAUCUAAAUUAUUUACAGAACACAUGUACAUAUUUUUGUAAAGUAUAGUAUGCUUCUAAAACGUUUACUGUGGGUACAAUUUACAAUUGUCAUCUUUCACUUAUAUUUUCUUUCUUGAUUUGUAAUAUUAUCUAUCUGUUAUUGUAGGUCAAUGCCUUUAUUUUCUACUGAAUAAAUUAAUGAAACCAA
This is a messenger RNA of Ostrea edulis (European flat oyster), 4876 nucleotides long. RefSeq lists its product as uncharacterized. The transcript has 2 exons. The coding region runs from base 411 to 2423 and encodes 670 amino acids. NCBI's taxonomy places the organism in Eukaryota, Metazoa, Mollusca, Bivalvia, Ostreida, Ostreidae. The record is from RefSeq and is a predicted model, not a curated record.